Molecule: messenger RNA, 3515 nt
Organism: Xyrauchen texanus (razorback sucker)
Lineage: Eukaryota; Metazoa; Chordata; Actinopteri; Cypriniformes; Catostomidae
Gene: pcyox1
Product: prenylcysteine oxidase 1
Exons: 7
Coding region: 148-1677 (509 amino acids)
Biological process (GO): prenylated protein catabolic process; prenylcysteine catabolic process
Molecular function (GO): prenylcysteine oxidase activity
Source: RefSeq, a predicted model, not a curated record
UUCCGGUUCCGUGUUUCAGGACGAAUCUGCCGCUGCUGGAUUUCACGCCCCUUCUUGAUGCAUUUUAAUACUUUAUAUUUUCUUAUCAGGUUAUUCAUUUCGACCCUUGAAGAGAUGUCAAUAUUUGUUCAACACUAAAUCCCUGGAAUGGCUUUGAGAAACCAGUCUCUGAAGACUCUACUCUUUCUUGGGCUUUUUCAAGUUGGACACCGGGGUUUGGCCUCUGCUCCGGAAGUCAAAGAGCCACCCAAGAAAAUUGCAAUAAUUGGAGGAGGUAUUGGAGGCACAGCGGCGGCUUAUUUCAUGCGGCAGGAGUUUGGGUCAGGAGUGAAGAUUGACGUGUUUGAGGCAGGGCCUGUCGGAGGCCGUCUGGCCACUGAGAACAUUGGAGGAUAUGAAUAUGAGACGGGAGGAUCCAUUAUUCACCCCCUUAAUCUGCACAUGAAGCACUUUCUGGACAACCUCGGUCUGUCUCCACGAGCUGAAUUAUCUUCUAAAAUGGCGAUAUUUGAUGGAAAGGAGCUGACCUUUGAAGAAAGUGAUUGGUUCAUUGUGAAUUUCAUACGCAUGCUGUGGAGAUAUGGAUUCAACUUCAUUCGGAUGCAUAUGUGGGUGGAGGGCAUCCUGGACAAGUUUAUGAGGAUAUAUCAGUACCAGCAGUUUGGUUACUCAUUCUCCAAUGUGGAGAGGCUGUUGCAUGCUAUGGGUGGAGAUGGUUUCCUCACUCUGGUCAAUCAGACACUGGAGGAGGCCAUGCUGGCAGAGGGCUUCACUCAGGUCUUUCUCAAUGACAUUGUAACGCCUGUAACACGUGUCAACUACGGCCAGAGUGUCAGAGUAAAUGGAUUUGUGGGUGCUGUGGCUCUUGCAGGAGCUGACUCUGGUUUGUGGGCUGUAGAUGGAGGAAAUAAGAGAGUUUGCUCUGGGCUUCUGUACCACAGCAAAGCUGAUCUUGUCUCGGCUCGUGUAACUACUAUCUCUAUGAAGAUGAGACCAUCCAAAUCUGGUUCAGUUGCAAAUUUCUACGAGUUGAAUUAUGUCGGCAAGUCUGGUGCUGCCCAUUCAAUGUACGACAUUGUUGUAGUUGCCACACCUCUCCACCAGGGCGUAUCGGAGAUUAAUUUCUCAGGUUUUUCCCCUCCUAUCCCAUCCCACUUCCCUGGCCGCUACCACCAAACGGUGGCCACCCUGGUCCACGGUCUACUCAACGUGUCCUAUUUGGGCACCACAGACAAACCUGAAGACUUUUUGGUUUCUGACGUCCUCACGAUGGAGAAAAAAGCCUCCAUCAUCCAUAGCCUGAGCUCUCUUGCACCGGUGCACAUUCCCAAGGGCUACUCUCGCCCCCCAGCCAGCCAAAGCAAUGUGUGGAAGAUAUUCUCCUCCCAGCCACUUUCUCAGGAGCAUCUGCAGCAAAUCUUCCUUUCCUGGGACUCCGUUUCAGAGAAGCGCUGGCUUGCAUACCCAUUCUAUAGCCCACCGCACCGCAGAACACCUCCAUUCAUCCUUCAUGAUCGCCUGUAUUACCUCAAUGCCAUAGAGUGGGCAGCCAGUGCAAUGGAGAUGAGCGCAAUCUCCGCUCGUAAUUUGGCUCUGCUUGCCCACCACCGCUGGUAUGAGCAGAUCGCCAAAAUUGACCAAGAGGACCUGCACACUAGACUCAGAGGUGAACUUUAACAGAGCAGUCCAUUUCAUCUGAACUGAUUCAUAAGCAAUAACAUCUCUUCUGGAGAGAUUUGAUUUAUGAAAGGCAGAUAUGUAAAACUAGGAGAUUUAUGAGCAGUGAUUUACUGAUUUAUAUUGAAAUACUAAUGAAUAGUUUUGAUUUAAACAAAAUGCAUCUUUUUUCCAUUAUGCCCUACACAAAGUUGCUCUAUGGCCUGAUGGUUAGUUGAAGCAGAAUCUCACAAAGUCUGUCAGGAACAUGUUCAGCUCAUAUUUCACCAAAAAACAAAAGAAAGAAAGAAGAAAUUAUAUUUUGUAUACAAAAAAAUGAAGCCCAUUUAUGCAGAGUUUACACUACACGAUUUUAGGCCCGAUUUUUCACUCGCUGACAGUUUUGCGGCGAUCGCCGCCAAAAGCCCGAAGUCAUUGGCAAAUCAGAGCUCGCUCCCAUGAGCAACAAACGCCAUGUAUGAAUUAUCAAAGACGCGAUCUGAGAGAAGCGGCAAUGCGUCAAAGAUGUCCGCGAGAUAUCUAGCAUGUUAAAUAGCCCGACCUGUCUCUGAUUCCAAAUCGUGCAAUGUGAAAUAUGUUUUGACUGAAUACAACUGCAGCAUUGACCUACAGCCAACGAGACAGCAAAAAACGGGGCAGUGGGAGGAGUCCUGAUGUACUUGCAACAGAACAUCAACUAUGUCUGCUGUAUCAAGAAAGUCUCAUUGGACCGAAAAAUGGAGGAAGAAUUAGUGGAACAUUGGCAGGAGCAAUAAAAAAUAGUGUAACAAUGCUUUAAAAAAAAAAAAUGGUAAUGGCAUAGAAAAAGGGGUAAUUAUGCAAAAUAUUAUGUAUUUUUAUUUUAUUUUGGGGUGAAAUAUGACCCAGUCAGGUUUUGCAUAACAUUUUUAUAAGUACUGUUCUAUUUUAUUAUUAUAGAUAUUGGAACACUGGGUUUAGAAAUAUUUACGUUUACAGGUAAAUGAGCUAGUUUCAAAUAUUUUGAAGGCAUUGAAAAAAAGAUUUAUUUUACCUGAUCUAUUGUAUUCAGUUUGCCUAUAUUGCUCUUUGUAUCCUUCUAGAAUAAGAGUAAGGCCUCCAAGGAGGCACUGUAAUGUUUCAGUAGCGUAAUAAUAGAUCUUUCUGUGAUAGAUUGUGAACUUAUUUGCCCCACAUAAGUUUAACGGGACCCACUUGUUUCAUUAAAAGACCGGUAACAAAGACACUGCAAGUAGCAACACUAUGAUUAGCACAAUCAUAGUGUUGUUAGUACUUUGUUUUCAAAAACAUUAUGCACAUAACAAUAGUAGUGAUUUUUUUUUUUUCUAUUAAUAGUGUGGGAAGGCAGUGUUUCUUCUUGGGAUAAUUUUCAACAGAGUUUUUUUUCCUGUGAUCAAGUAUUACCCCAAGUUAAAUUUGUAAAGUGUUCCAACUUGAACAUAGCCUUGAAAUGAAGAAUAACUAAUAGUAUGGAGUUCUGUUCUUUCAAAAUUGUAAUUAUUGAACUGUUCUGGGGUUUCCAAUGACUGACACUUUAGUUGGAGCUCUAUACAAUUUUCUUCUCUUAAUUUCAUGCAAAUGCUGAUCAAUGUUUGCUUUUUAAAUGUUAUCUUCCUGGAUGCUGAAUGCACCCAUUUUGUUUUUUUAUAUUUUUCUUUUAACAGGGAGAACCAGUUCUUGACAUUGUUAAAAUAUAAUAAAUGAGUGAUGCUUUAAGAAAUGGUUGAUUUUUUUUAUUUUUAUUUUUUAUAAACUGAUGUCAAAUACAGAACUGAUGUUCACAGGAUGUUGCUUGUAUGAAAAUGAGAAUUUCAUGUUGAUAAUUUUUAUGACAAUGUCACCCACAAAUUAAAACACAA